This is a messenger RNA of Truncatella angustata, 858 nucleotides long. Its product is annotated as Endonuclease/exonuclease/phosphatase. Gene Ontology annotation, molecular function: 3'-5'-RNA exonuclease activity. Bases 1 to 858 code for a protein of 285 amino acids. NCBI's taxonomy places the organism in Eukaryota, Fungi, Ascomycota, Sordariomycetes, Amphisphaeriales, Sporocadaceae. The record is from RefSeq and is a predicted model, not a curated record. The transcript is spliced from 3 exons.
AUGGCACAGACAGUGCCGCUCCGCAUUGUUUCUUUCAACAUUCGCUAUGCCGCAACAAACCGGGGUAUAAACGAGCGGCCUUGGUCUACUCGAGCUCCACUGGUCAUUGAUUUGCUAAAAUCCACAGCCUCAAGUGCCUCCCGCACCGGCUCCGGAACUGUGAUCAGCCUCCAGGAAGUGCUGAGCAGUCAGCUACAGGAUAUCGAUAGAGGACUCGGCAAUGAUUGGGCGUAUAUCGGUGUUGGCCGUGAUGACGGCAGGACGGCCGGCGAGUACAACCCGAUCUUCUACCAACCGUCGAAGAUGCGUCUGGUCUUCCAGCAGACCAAAUGGCUGUCCCCUACGCCAGAUGUGCCGUCGUAUGGAUGGAAUGCCAACAGCCGGCGCAUUGUCAAUGUCGGCGUCUUCCAGCACGUGGCGACCGGGAGGAGGUUCAUCGCUGCCAACACGCACCUGGACAACGCGAGCUCCGAGGCGAGGACCAAAGGUGUCCAAGUCGUGUUGAGGGUCAUCAAAGACAUCCAAUCCAGAUAUGGACCACUGCCCGUGUAUUUGACGGGCGACUUCAACUCCCAGCCCGGGGAGGAUGCCUACACGACCGUUGUCAAUGAUGGAUAUCUGGCAGACAUGUAUACGUCGGCAAAUACAGUACAGAAGUACGGACCGUACGAAACAUUUACUGGCUUCGAUCCCGCGACGGUGGACCAGAUAAAGUCCCGCAUCGACUUCAUCUGGUUAGGGCCCAAGGCCAACAACAGAUGGACAAUACUUCGGUACGAAGUCCUCAAUAACGUCAAGAACAACGUAUACAUGAGUGACCACAGGGCGGUUGUGGGUGACGUUUGGGCAAGGUACUAG